Messenger RNA from Lachancea thermotolerans CBS 6340, 909 nucleotides. RefSeq names its product Ste50p (gene STE50). Gene Ontology annotation, biological process: signal transduction. The transcript has a single exon. The record is from RefSeq and is a predicted model, not a curated record. NCBI's taxonomy places the organism in Eukaryota, Fungi, Ascomycota, Saccharomycetes, Saccharomycetales, Saccharomycetaceae. Bases 1 to 909 code for a protein of 302 amino acids.
AUGAGUACCAAUGCAAGUGCUGUUGAGGCCAACAUGAAUGAAGAAGUUCUAAAUUGGGGUAUUGAUGAGGUUUCCAUCUGGUGCGCACAGAAGCUGGCGUUAGAUGGCGGGCGGCGCGACAAGUUUCAAGCAAACCUAAAAGAACACGGCAUUGACGGUCAAGUUUUAUUAGAUCUUGAGCUAGAGGACUGCAAGCAAUUAACAGACAACGAUAGCAGUCUCGCAGUGCAGCUGAAGCUGGAAGUAAAUAGACUGCGCGCUCAGAAACAGACUCAAGAAGACGAAAUUUUAGCGGUCCUCACACAGCUGUAUUCUACCGUGAGUGAGAAGCUACAGGACUUUCAAAGCCAGUACGCACGUCUGAGGCUUGAUGUGCUGGAGGUUGUCAAAAAAGAUCCCCACGCUAGCUUUCCGCCCAUCCAACUCAAUACCCAGCAUCAACAGCCACAGCACGACUACUUUGAGGGCCAAAAGAUUGUUACGCCUGGCUCUUCAAACAACACAUUUGUGCGGCAAGCCCCUGCCCGGUCUCAUUCAAACAGUACCUCACAACAAACCCUCGGUAUAGGGGGAAGCACAACGUCCACUCCCGGCGUAGCGCCGCAGCAGACCCCCUCAGGAGGCUCUGGAACAGAGCCUCUAAAACAUAUGAGAGCUUCUAAGGAAGACUCCUGUGAAAGAGUCUUAAAAAGCGCCAUGAAACGCCAUAACUUAAGCGAGCAGGACUGGCGUCAGUAUGUUCUCGUGAUCUGUUAUGGGGACCAAGAACGGAUUUUGGAAUUGGACGAAAAGCCAGUUCUCAUGUUCAAAAAUCUCAAACAGCAGGGUCUUCAUCCUGCAAUCAUGCUGAGACAACGCGGAGAUUUUGAAGAGGUUGGGGGCGGGCUAACGCCCGGCGGGAGGCUGUAA